Molecule: messenger RNA, 1392 nt
Organism: Penicillium subrubescens
Lineage: Eukaryota; Fungi; Ascomycota; Eurotiomycetes; Eurotiales; Aspergillaceae
Exons: 3
Coding region: 203-1111 (302 amino acids)
Source: RefSeq, a predicted model, not a curated record
CCCAUGGCAGCUGGAAUUACUCCACCAGGGAGUGUCCUCGAGUCUCCCCUCACGCCACCACCCACCGAAGAAAAACCAUUGUCAAGGAGUGCUCAAAGCGUCGUGAAGUUUUUGCAGCUCCACCUAGCAGGUCAUCGGCCACAACCUUGGUGGGAGCGUCGACUCAAACCGGACCACUAUACACAAGUCUUGCGUGUGUUGGAUGCUGACGAACCUCUUCGGAAUUACGUGGAGGACAAAAUACGUUGGUCAUAGGUACGACUACGAUCCUUGCCGUCAUUGCCUGGCAAUCCGAAUGCCAAGUCCUCUCCAUGAUAUAUUCUGUGCAAAGAUUGUCGAUGAAAUAUUAAGGCAACUGAGGCAAUUUCAGCAAAUCGAUGGGCCCGUUGCUGAUUUCUCCAAGGAGGUCGAGCAUUUUGCCACUUCGCGAAUCUUAAUACCUGAAGAUACGGGAGAUGGAAGACAGUCUUAUUCCAGGCGGGAACCCGACGCAUCCUUUGGCCACCGCCAGGCACACUACCCCGGUGUAAUCGUGGAAGUGUGCUAUUCACAAAAGAGGCAGCGGGUCUCACACCUGGCUGAUGAGUAUAUUUUGAAUACUGAUGGAAGUGUGAACGCCGUCAUCGCCUUUGAUAUUGACUACAAAGGCUCCAAGAGAGCGACCGUUACUAUAUGGCGACCGGAAUAUGUAACAGUCGAUGGUGUGGAGGAGUUCCGGGCCACCGCUGUGGUCGAGGCGCAACUAUUUCGGACGGACUCUGGAUUUCCAGUUGAUGGUGUUUUGAUACAGCUGUCGCUCAGGGACUUCGGGACAGAAGACCUGUGUAGUGGGAGGCCUGGGCUCGACCGACAAAUUCAUAUUACAUCGGAGCAGCUCUGUGAUUUCCUCUCCAGUGCCGAAGCUAGGCAACAGUCCCAGACGCAACUCCAAGGCUCAAUCAAUCGAGUUCGACCGGGCGUUUUGAAACGUCCUCGACCACAGACCCCGCCAGAACAGAUAAGCUCAGAGGACGAAGGAUCUGUCGAAAGAAAAAGGGACAGCAAACGUGGACGUCGAAGUAGCGACUACCGUCCCAGCUCCUCUUCGGAGGACUCGAAGAGCGAGUUUUGAAUGUGUAGAUACAAUGCCGUUCUCGUCGUACUUGCUGCAAUACAGGUGGGGAAGUGAAGGAAACACGUUCUAAACGAAAUCAUUAUUUAACUUAGAUUACUGGCAUGGUGAUGGUAUUCUUUAUGCAAGCAUUUGGGGCUAGUCUUACAUGGAGUAGGAUUCUUCCUAUCCUGUUGUUUGCCGCCCGAGGGAAAUUCUGGUUUCCAGUUGUUAGUUUGAAUAGACAAGUAAAUUGAAAAAAUGAAAACGGGUAGCGAAACCAGCCUUCUGGUAAUGCAGGG